CUAUCCCACAAUGCACAGGCACCUGCAGAUCUUAUGUUGAAUUUACAUCAAUUUUGUCAAAAUUCCUCAUUGCAAAGUCAAAUUUUUUUGAUGAAACUAAAGCGGAAGAACGAGCCUAUGACCAAGAUACAAACAUUCUUGAGUAAGUGACGGUAAGGGACCGUGCUGAAGAACUGGAGUAGAUUCCAAGUUGGGGGCGGAUUCCUAGUUGUAAUAAAAAAUACGGUCCCUCGGCUUGGCUGCCUGAUUUUGCAAUAUUUUACAAAUGAUUGAUUGAUUGUACUCCAGACCGAGACUGCACCGCCAUGUGUUGAAGAUUAUUUUGGUUUUUUUUUUUUGUUUAGAAGGCUGCUGUAAAACCAAUAGAAAUGGCCAUGCAAUUUGGAGGAAUCACUGGGGACCCAUGGCGCAUAACAGUUGAAGACCGGUCAAAACAUGACGCACAGUUCUUUCAGCUCAAGCCUGUGUCUGGCUUUAUUACUGGUCACCAGGCCAGGGGGUUCUUUAUCCAAUCUGGAUUACCACAGCAAGUUCUGGGACAAAUCUGGGCUCUAGCUGACAUGAACAAUGAUGGAAAGAUGGACAGGAAAGAGUUUUCUAUUGCUAUGCAUUUAAUCAAAAAUAAGUUAAAGGGUUUGGAGUUGCCAAAAGUCCUGCCAGCUUCCUUGAAGGCAGACCCAGUGCCAUCUGUGGGCUCCUUUGGCCCAGGUGGUGGCGGUGGAUUGGGGAUGAACCCUGGCAUGGCCAUGGGUAUGCCAGCAUCAGUUGGGAUGGGAAUGGGUCCAGGUCCUGGCAUAGCCCCACCCUCCUAUACCAGUGUAGUGGCACCAUCCAAUGGAUACAUGAUGGCACCUAUGGGAAGUGCCACUCUGCCCCAUGGGUUUGGUGCCAGUGCUCCUAUGGCAGGAGACAAAACCAGAGCUGGCUCAAUAAACACUAUGGACCAGAGGACCCGGUCUUCAUCUAGCACUGGUGAAUGGGCAGUACCACAGCAGAGCAAGCUCAAAUACAAUCAAACUUUUAACAUCCAUGACAGGAUGAAAAGGGGAUAUCUCUUAGGUGUUGAGGCAAGGGGUAUUCUUAUGCACACUGGAUUGCCGCAUCCCAUACUGGCACAAAUAUGGAACCUCUCAGACAUAGACAAGGAUGGCAAGUUGACAUCUGAGGAAUUUUGCCUGGCAAUGCACCUCAGUGAUAUGGCCAAAUCGGGACAAACCCUCCCUGCCACCCUACCCCCAGAUCUGUUACCCCCAUCCUACAGGCGGGGUAGGUCUGGUAGUGCAGUGGGCAUACCACCAGCAAUGGCUGCUGGACCCACACAGCCCAUGACAGGGGGCAUGACCGCCCAGAAGGACACAUUUGGUGAUCUGCUUGGUGGCUUUGGGAUGGGACAACCAGCAGUCCCAGUUCCUGCACAGAAUGGAGAAACUAUGCAGGAUGAUUCCAAACUUGAUGAAGGGACAGACCUCUCUGCAUCAGCACCUGCUGCACCAGUCACAUUUGAAGACAAAAGAAAGGAGAACUUUGAUAAAGGCCAAGCUGAGUUGGAGAAAAGGCGAGCCUUUCUCAGAGAUCAGCAAGAGAAGGAAAAGGAGGCUAGACUUGCAAAGGAAAGAGAAGAACAGGAGAAAAGGGAAAGACAGAGGCAAGAACAAGAAAGGAAAAAGCAGAUGGAAUUAGAAAAACAGAGACAAAAGCAGAUGGAAAUAGAAAGAGAGCGGGAAGAACAGAGGAGGAAAGCUAUGGAGGCUAGGGAGGCUGCCAGGAGAGAAAUGGAAAGACAAAGGCAGCUGGAGUGGGAGAGACAAAGAAAGACACAGUUACUAGGUGAAAAGCACAGAGAAAAGGAGCAGGUUGAUAACAUGGAGGCUCAAGUGAGCAAAUUGAAGUUUGACCUGGAAGCCCUGGAUACCAAAAAAGUUGAAAUUGGCCAAAAAAUUGGGCUAGCCAAGGUGCAAGUGACAGAAUAUACACAGACCAUAGACCAAAUGAGAGAGGUUAGGGAUAGUAGACUGGCAGAAAUAGAAAGACUGAACAGUCAGUUACAAAACUAUAAUCAGAGAAUGCACUUUCUACAGCAAGAGAAAGAAAAUUUGAAUACCAAGCACCAGACUGCUCUUCAAAAUAACCCCUUAUCGGAUACAUAUAAAACAGUUUUACAUACAUAUAAUGCCAAAAAAUCCAGUAUAGAGGCUCUACGCCAGCAGCUACAAGAGUUAGAAAAUGACAAGGCCAGAAAAUCAGAAGAACAAAGUAGUAACAAUUCUCAAUUAAGUGAAAUGAAUAGAAAUGCUCAGGAUUUAGAAAGAACUAUUCAUAGAUUAAAUAGUCAGCUACAGCAGAAACAGCAGACAUUUAGGGACUUGAAAAGGAAACGGGAACAGGAAGAAAAUAAUUUGCAAAGGGAAAAACAAGAAAAGAUAAGGCGGGAAAUGGAAGAGGCAAAGCAAAAGCAACUUCAAGAAAGACAGCAGAAAGAGGAAUUGGAAAGGCAGCAGAGACUGAGGGAAGAGGAGGAGAGAAGGCAGAAAGAAGAAAGUGAAAGACAGAAACAAGAAGCAGAAAAAAAGAAGCAACAGUCAUCAGUAUUCAGCAAUGCAUUUGAUGCAUUUAAUUCCAUGUCCCAGCCAAACCAGCAGGAUGUUUGGGGGGAUGCAUUUGGUGCACAGAGUCAAAAGUCCACAUCAGAUACUAAUAUAUGGGGCAGUGCAUUUGGUACACAAAGUCAAACACAGAAUGACACAUGGGCAGAUGCUUUCAGUUCAGCAAAGAAGAAGGGUGUUAAGCAUAAAGCCUUGUACAAAUUUGAAGCCAGGAAUGCUGAUGAACUGUCUUUGGAAACAGGAGAUAUAGUUCAGGUAUUCUUGGACACCACAGGUGAGCCGGGCUGGGUCCAGGGAGAGAAGAAUGGCCAAGUCGGCUGGUUCCCAGAGGCUUAUGUAGGGAAAGCGGAGGAAGAUGAUGUGCCAUCUGUAGGACCUGAUCAGAACACAGUCACUACAAGUAAUGAGACUCACAGUAAUCAAGAUAUGGGCCAGCAGCAAGUGGUAAGCCACCUGUCCACCUCAGAAGCUUCUUCAUUUACUGCAGUAGCACAACAUGCAGAGGCUAACCAACAGCAGCAGCAACCUGCAGAGAGUUCAGAGAGUCUGCAAGCUCAGGCUCUGUACCCAUGGAGGGCCAAGAAGGACAACCACCUGACAUUCAACAAAGGUGAUGUGAUCACUGUGCUGGAGCAACAGGACAUGUGGUGGUCUGGAAAGCUGCAUGGAAAAAUUGGUUGGUUUCCUAAGUCUUAUGUAAAACUGAUAGGACAGGCUCCAGCAGCUGAUAGUUCAGCAAGUUCUGAGGUAUCAGCUGUGACAUCAGAGCAAGAAAUAGUCUCUGAUGAAAGGUCAGACACCCCAGUAAAUCCACCACCAGCUGUAGAUCUGAAGAUUACAGUGGAGCCACCUCAAGGAGAUGACUUGUAUGUAGCCAUGUACAACUACAUAUCAGGGGAGGCAGGAGAUCUGAGCUUUAACCAAGGUGAUAUCAUCACUAUCACCAGUAAAGAUGGCGACUGGUGGACCGGGACAUUAAAUGAUAAAACUGGAAUCUUCCCUGCAAAUUAUGUUAAGAAGAUGGAAUCACAGGGUGAGAAUGGGGAAGACACUGAUAUGUUUUCACUAGGAGCCCUGCUCCCUGCUGUCACAGCCAGGCCAGCACCAAGUUUGAAACUUGCAGGGAAAAAGCCAGAGAUAGCAUCAGUGAUAGCAGCAUACACAGCCACUGGGGAAGAACAAUUGUCCUUGAAGCCUGGCCAGUUAAUACAUGUCCGCAAGAAGAGCCCCAGUGGAUGGUGGGAGGGAGAAUUACAGGCUCGGGGUCAAAAGAAAAAGAUUGGAUGGUUCCCUGCCAAUUAUGUCAAGUUACUAGGGUCAAGUAGUGCCAGAAGUACUCCUGUUGGUGAUGGAUCGAAGUCCAACACGCUGGGAAGAUCAACGCCAACACCAACACCAGAACAAGCUCCGCAGCCUGUGGAAGCUGCUGACCAAGUGGUAGCCCUGUAUCCGUACACUGCACAGAACGAUGAUGAGCUGACAUUCCAAAAAGAUGCCAUCAUUAAUGUGAUCAAUCGAGAUGAUCAAGACUGGUGGAAAGGGGAGCUGAAUGGACAGGAGGGGGUUUUCCCUGCUAAUUAUGUCCAGCCAGUGUCAGAUAUGAGACUAGCUUCAAAUCCUUCCCCUGCACCCACUUCAUGGACCAGCGACCCAGUUGUCCUAGCUAACACAUCAGAGACAGAGAUCCAGCGACAGAACUGCAUCCAGGAACUACUGAGCACUGAGGAGAGCUACAAUGCUGACAUGUCCAUAGUUUUAGAUGUGUUUUACAGGCCUUUAGCAGAGGCCAAAGUUCUCACUUUAGCAGAAUUAGACUCCAUAUUUGUGAAUUGGAAAGAAUUGAUUGUGUGCAAUACUAAGUUAAAUAAGUCUAUGAGAGUUCGAAAGAAAAUGAGUGGAAGUGCACCAAUUCAUAUUAUAGGAGAUAUAUUGUGUGAAAAUCUCCCACAUUUAACCCCUUACAUUAGAUUCUGCAGUAGACAACUCACAGCAGCUACUCUGAUUCAAAAGAAGACAGAAAACAGUCCUCAAUUUAAAGAAGUAGCUAAGAAAUGUUCCACUGAUCAUCGAACUAAAGGCAUGCCUCUCAGUAGUUUUCUGCUCAAACCCAUGCAAAGGAUCACAAAGUAUCCACUCAUGAUCGAGAAGAUCCUGAAGUACACUCCAGAGGAGCAUCCAGACUACCAGUACUGUCUGGACGCCCUGCAGGCUGCCAAGGAGCUGUGCGACCAGGUCAAUGAAGGCGUUCGGGAACAGGAGAACUCCAGCAAACUUGAGUGGAUACAAAACCAUGUGCAAUGUGAAGGACUACCAGAGAAAAUAACUUUCAAUUCAGUCACCAACUGCUUGGGACCACGUAAACUUCUUUAUUCAGGAACUAUAUACAAGGCCAAAAGCAAUAAAGAGCUGGUUGGGUUUCUUUUCAAUGAUUUCUUAUUAUUGGUACAACCCCAGCGCCCUCUGGGAAGUGUUGUGUCAACAUUUAGCUUUGACCCAGAGACCAAAGUGCAUUACAAGAUGUACAAAACUCCUAUAUUCCUGAAUGAAGUGGCAGUGAAGGCUCCCCAAGGUGCUGAGGAGGACCCUACAGUAUUUCAGCUCAGUCAUAUAGACCGGUGGUACAGUUUUAAAAGUCUAACACAGCUGGAGAGGGACAGCUGGGUGAAAAAGAUAGCAGCAGCUUCCAAAGAAUACCUUGAAACAGACCGAAGGAAAAGGGAGAGGGCUUACUCAUUAGCUAAAAAGAUGCCUCGAGGUGUGGGUCGCCUGCUGGUCAUUGUGCAGGAAGGGAAAAACCUUGUGGCCAGCGAUGCCAAUGUGAGGAAGGUCCCAGCAGUGGGCAGGCUUUUAGUAGUCAUAGUAGAAGGAUGUAACCUCAAGACUCAUGGCAACACUGGCAAGAGUGACCCCUACUGUGAGGUGAGCAUGGGUUCUCAGGAACACAAGACGAAAGUGAUCAACAGCACCCUAAAUCCCAAGUGGAACUCCUCCAUGCAGUUCACGGUGAAGGAUGUCAAGGAGGAUGUGCUGUGUAUCACGGUGUUUGACAGAGAUUUGUUCACACCAAAUGACUUCUUAGGAAGGACAGAGAUAAGGAUAGCAGACAUCUUGAAAGAAAACAAAGAAAAGAAAGGUCCAGUCACCAAAAGGCUUCUGCUCCAUGAAGUGGAGAAGGGAGAAGUUGUUGUCAAGUUAGAUAUUCAACUUUUUGAGUCCAGCUAGCCACAAAAGUAUGACUGUGUAUAAAGAUUUCAAAUAACAAAAUGACAGUGAAAAAAUUUACUCCUUUUUGUGUAGUUUCAUAUGUAUAUCUAAAACUGAAACUGUGGCCCUGAAAGCUAACCAUUGUAUGACACUGUAAAAUGACUAAUUUAAAAUCAAAUUUAUUUUUGUGUAAACACAAAUGUCAAAUUUAAGCGCUGACAUAAAUAUUCACCAAAAACAUAUUUUCUUGAAUACUUUAUCAUUAAUAUUGAUCAUUAUGGAUAAAUGGUAAAAUCUUGUGUUUUAUAACUUGUAAGAUCUACAUUUUUGGUGAGAAAUCCUCAGCGUUUACAACAUUUUGCCUUCAAAAUGUGUUAAAGCAAAGCUAGAUUAAUCAGUGGCAUCAAUGAAACUUAUGUAUCGUAGCCUUUUCUGUCUUCUAAUGCUCAACUCUUCUCAUUCCUUUGGCUGUUUGUGUUGUCACGCAUAAACUCUUCAUGUCACCAAUUUUUUGUCAAAUGAUAUUUUUUAUAAUUGCUUCUUGGACUGCUGUGAUUGAUGUACAUGUUUACAUAUAUGUUCAAAUCCUCGCUUUUCUCACUGCCAUACUGUGUCACAUUUUGGUGUUCUCACCUUUUUAUCCCUUUGUAUGUUUGUUUUCCCUUUUGUCACUUUUAUUCAGAGACAUUCUGAAUGGUUUAAAGAUGUUAACUGAAGAAGAGCUUACUGUAAAGAUAAAGAAGUCUGUAUAUUAACUGUUUGUUUACUUGAAGGUAUGUGCAUGUACACACAAAUGCACAGGCACAUUUCCCAUGCCACAAAAUUAUCUGUAUGUUAUGUUAAUAAGUGAGACAAUGUAUGUUAUGUUAAUAAGUGAGACAAUGUACUAAUGGUAGCAUUAGAUUCAGUAGAAAAUCAUUUAAUCAUUCCAGUGAGAGUCAUCAAGUGUUAUACCUCAGUCUAAAGAAUUGCGCAGAUGUGAGGGUAAAUGAUUGUGCCAUGAAAGAUUCUGUAAACCUCUCUUCUACGAGAUGUUUUAUUUAUAUCCUCUUAUUCUGUAUAUGAGAGGUGUAUUAAAGAGGACAAGUGGUGCUGAAACGAUGAGAAGUUACACAUCCAAGGGAACUGUUACUAUUAAGUGCGCAAUUGCUUGCCAAUAUUCAACUUCAUGAGAUAUUAAUUUAAAAUAAAUGUUAUUAGACUGACUAUUGUAAUGGAUUCUGUGUAAAUACAUAUGGGUCAUUCCACAAAAAGUGGCUCUCAAGGAACUGCCAAUUAUUCCUUAAUUUUGUGUUAUAAUAUAUUUGCAUAACUGUUUUGAACUGCUUUUUAAUGACUUAUUUUUUCUAUGUUGGAGGGUACAAAAGUAUUAAAUGGUGAAAAAUAAUGAGACAAAUCAGAAUUAUGCAAAUUAUACUCAAAAUGAAGGUGAACUGGCAUUCAUCAGAGUCAGUUUUUUGUAAACCGUAUUAAUUUAGUACUUGUUUAAGAGCAUAGAUAAAUAACCUUAGGCCAAGGGGGUAAGAAAUUGUCACAAAUUACUCUAUGAAUCAUGUUUUACUUCCUCUUCUGAAGUUUAUCUGUCUAAAAUGCGUUUCACCUUGUACUCAUUAGUUUUCUGAGCCAUUUCUUGAAUUUUGGUGCUCCUCGAAAUUGAUUAGCAUAUCUUGCCAUAGCAAUUCACAAGCCUCCAUGCUUGAUCUCAAAUGCUGAUGUUCUUUAGUGCAUAUUAUUAAGUUCAAAAUGUUUUAGAUAUUAUGGUUAUAAUUCACAAAACUACACUAUACAAUUUACAGUGAAUCCUAUACUAUAACCAUAUAUAAUUUGCCCAUCUUAUAUCUGUCAUGCUUUGGUUGUAAAAUGAUUCUCUCAGAACCUUGACAUAAGCACAACAACAUAUUCUUGAAGACCAUAGUAUUUUCAGAAUAUAUUGAGUGCAAAAUUCUCACAUUUGUUGUAGUGUUAGCAUUUUGAGGACUACCAAAGAAUUCUUGUGUAAAGUGGUAAAAAUAUUGUUAAAAUCUAGUGGGUAAUUUUGUAAAACCUAUAAAGUUAGAACAAAAUUAAACAUUAUAUGGUGAUCAGACAAAGCAAGAGGUUGAAAAGAUGAAAAGCAAACUCCCCUGAGAUGGGGAAGGAGAUGUAAAAGAAAAUAUUAUUUUACAGUAAUAAAUAAAUUAUUGGA
Lingula anatina is the source of this 7992-nucleotide messenger RNA. Its product is annotated as intersectin-1. Gene Ontology annotation, molecular function: guanyl-nucleotide exchange factor activity; calcium ion binding; protein binding. Gene Ontology annotation, biological process: positive regulation of Rho protein signal transduction. The record is from RefSeq and is a predicted model, not a curated record. Lineage: Eukaryota; Metazoa; Brachiopoda; Lingulata; Lingulida; Lingulidae.